Molecule: messenger RNA, 285 nt
Organism: Acanthoscelides obtectus
Lineage: Eukaryota; Metazoa; Arthropoda; Insecta; Coleoptera; Chrysomelidae
Source: the annotation of a GenBank genome assembly
AUGAGUGAACCACCGAAAUUUCGAAAUGAAAAUAAGCUAACAGACGAAGAACUAUUGGCGAUAUUAGAAACGGAUAUUUACGACCAUUAUUUUAAUGAUUCGAUACUAGAAAAUGGUUCAAGUGAUAUCGAAGAGACUGAUAUAGUGACUGAAACUAAUGAGAUAGAUGAUGUUUUGCAAGUUAGUGAUAGUGAGAAUGAUUUGGCAGAUUCUUCAGCUGUAGUUGGCCAAUCAAUAACUUAUACAGAAAAUCCAACUUAUACUUCUAAAGAUGGUAGUAUGUAG